CCCUCACUGAGCAGGAAUCAGACACCGGUCACUCUGCCAGUCUCUACCCGGGUAUGAGGAGCCUUCCGCGGUCAUAGACAUCCAGGAUACACCGGAUAAAGGAACCGUUUUUGCCGCUUUAUUUGGGUUUUGUUUUCCGGUUGGAUGUUGGAGUAAUGCUGAGCGCCGUUAAGAUGGAGGAUCAUCCGGAGUGGAGCGGGAGCAGCUACUACGCAGAGGCCGAGUGUUACUCCGCAGCAGGAAACAUGAACUCAAUGAGCAGCUACAUGAACGCGCCUGGCAUGACCGGUAGCGCCCACAUGAACGCGCAUUACAUGAACCCGGUGGGGGUGAACCCAUCCGCUGUGCCUCCCGGUCUCUCUCAUCCCACCACCGGGUCCGGUACUGGGAUGAUACCGGGCCUGAGCUCCGCGCUGCAGCCGAGCACAAGCGCCAUCAGCGCGCCGCCGUACGGGAGCGCGCCGGGGCUGAGCACGGAGCAUUAUCAGGACGGAGUCGAGGACAGUAAAAUGUACCGUUUGUCGUACCGCAGCCCGGUGUACGGGCAGGUCCGGGAGCCCAAACCGUACCGGAGGAGCUACACUCACGCCAAGCCUCCGUACUCCUACAUCUCCCUGAUCACCAUGGCCCUGCAGCAGUCCGCCUGCAAGAUGCUCACCCUGAACGAGCUCUACCAGUGGAUCACCGACCUGUUCCCGUUCUACCGGCAGAACCAGCAGCGGUGGCAGAACUCCAUCCGCCACUCGCUCUCCUUCAACGACUGCUUCAUCAAGGUGCCCCGGUUACCGGACAGACCGGGGAAGGGCUCCUUCUGGGCCCUGCACCCGGACUCCGGGAACAUGUUCGAGAACGGGUGUUACCUCCGCAGGCAGAAGCGCUUCAAGACGGGGAAACAGGCCACCGGUACCGGCAAACAGUCCACCGACACCAGGGAGAAGGAGGAGUCCGGUGGAGGGAAGUCUGGUUCUGUUACUUCUGACUCCCCUCUCUCCCCCCCCACCUCCUCCUCUCCUCCGGUGACCCUCAAACCUCACCGGGAGCUCGUGCCCUGCAGCCCGGUGCAGCAGCGCGUGCCCUCCCCUCUCGUGCACACCCAGCACCUGUACCCGCUGCUCGUGCACGACGCCUCACACCUGAAACCGGACCCCAUCAACCACCACUACCCUCCCCAUCUCUACUCCUUCAACCACCCCUUCUCCAUCAACAACCUCAUGAACGAGCCGCAGCUCCACAGACUGGAGUACGGAGGCUACGGAGGCCAAAUGGGGGUCAAACCGGGACCUGAGCACGGAGCUCCCCCCGACCCCAGCAGCUACUACCGGGGAGUUUACAGACCCCUCAUGAACUCCUGAAAUACUUUAUAAAACAUGAAUAAAAACUUGGAUUUCUACAUUUGUGAGUGUGGGUUGCUAACCCAGUCUCUUAAGUCUGCGUACGACCUCACCCAGUGAACGUGGUAUUUGAACCAGAAGUCACCAGGAAUGUUUGGGUAUCAGCUGCAUGAAAAGUCGGACUCCUGCGUUUCAACUGCACACAUUUCCAGAGUCGUGUUAUUUGCAGACUUAAGACACUGGGUUGGAGUGUGAGAUAAAAGGCUCUUAAAGUGUUGUGUUUAAGGCCUGCGGGAUUUUUCAUUUCAUUUGUGUUUGUAUAUGUGC
Messenger RNA from Eleginops maclovinus (Patagonian blennie), 1658 nucleotides. Its product is annotated as hepatocyte nuclear factor 3-beta-like. Gene Ontology annotation, biological process: regulation of transcription by RNA polymerase II; cell differentiation; anatomical structure morphogenesis. The transcript is spliced from 3 exons. NCBI's taxonomy places the organism in Eukaryota, Metazoa, Chordata, Actinopteri, Perciformes, Eleginopidae. The record is from RefSeq and is a predicted model, not a curated record. Gene Ontology annotation, molecular function: protein domain specific binding; RNA polymerase II cis-regulatory region sequence-specific DNA binding; DNA-binding transcription factor activity, RNA polymerase II-specific. The coding region runs from base 156 to 1352 and encodes 398 amino acids.